Messenger RNA from Alosa alosa (allis shad), 1546 nucleotides. It is a transcript of the gene snrnp35, whose product is annotated as small nuclear ribonucleoprotein 35 (U11/U12). Gene Ontology annotation, cellular component: U12-type spliceosomal complex; precatalytic spliceosome. The record is from RefSeq and is a predicted model, not a curated record. The transcript is spliced from 2 exons. Gene Ontology annotation, molecular function: snRNA binding; mRNA binding. Bases 220 to 1062 code for a protein of 280 amino acids. Gene Ontology annotation, biological process: mRNA splicing, via spliceosome. NCBI's taxonomy places the organism in Eukaryota, Metazoa, Chordata, Actinopteri, Clupeiformes, Clupeidae.
UGUUUUCCGGGGUAAGGUAAAUUUGAGUACAUCACGUUUCGUCACUGAUUCACACUACACCGGGGCACCAGCUGCUGAUAGAUUUGUUUCCGCACGGAAUCUUAUAAGUGACGGACACGUUACAUGGUUGUUUUUGUUAACAUGUUCCAUGUAGCUGUGUUAAACAUCUCCAAUUAGAGACGUUAUUACAACUUUGCUGUGAAAUUGCCUUGUGCUACGAUGAAUGACUGGAGUCCUGUUGCGAAAGUGUAUGAUCCACUGAAGGCUGGAAGUAUAGAUGGCACAGAUGUGGAGCCUCAUGACCGCGCAGUCUGGCGUGCGAUACAGGCGCGCUAUCGACCCAACAAGGGCAUUGGUGGAGACCCUCUCCUCACACUGUUUGUGGCGCGCCUACACCAGCAUACCUCUGAGGAGAAGCUCCACCAGGUAUUUUCUAAAUACGGAGACAUUCAAAAACUUCGUCUGGUCAGGGACGUGGUGACGGGCUUCUCCCGGGGAUAUGCCUUUGUGGAAUACAAGGAGGAACGAGCGGUGAUGCGCGCGCGUCGGGACGCUAACAAAUUAGUGGUGGACCAGCACGAACUGUUUGUGGACUUUGAGCAGGAAAGAACACUGAAAGGGUGGGUACCACGGCGUUUGGGGGGAGGUCUAGGAGGUAGGAAGGAGUCUGGGCAGCUAAGGUUCGGUGGAAGAGACAGACCCUUCCGUAAACCCAUCAACUUGCCCCCCACUUUCAACCAAGACAGGCCGACAGAACGAAGGUGGGAGAGAGGAGGCGAGAGAGAAGACUGGAAUAAGGAAAGACACCGAGGAGCUUCUCCAGGCAGAGAUUCUGGCUAUAUGGACCGGAGAGGGGAACGAGAGAGGGGCAUAGGAAGAAGAGAAGAGCCAGACCGAGGAAUGGAAAAGAGAGAAGAGAGGGGGAUGAGCUACAGAGAUAAAGACUACUAUAGAGACAGGAGGGAUGACAGACGAUCGAGGGAUGACCGUUAUGAAAGAGACUCAAAAAGAAGAAGAGAUGACAAACAUGCAGAAAAACACAGAGGGGAUGAGAGGAGAUAAACUUCAAAAUAUGACCUCGAAGUCCUCCAAAAGGAGUCUUUUUGGAGGGAUUGUGUUGCAGUGCCCUUGGAGUUCAGAUAGCCCCAGCCUGCAUAGGUGGGUGUGGCUUAAAAAUGACAACAACAAUAAGUUUAAUGCUUCAGUAACUUUAAUUUCUAUUGGAGAAUUGUAACCACUUUUAAAGCACAAGGAGAUCCAUAUGUGACCAUGUUAUGUGUGACUGGCUGUUGUUGGAUUUAUUCAGAAUGACAGGAAUUCAGUCCCCCCACCCACCCAAAUAAUUAACACACUGUGUCAUUGGUAAAAUAAAAACCAGAUGCCAGAUCAUCUUAAAGAAGUAAAACUACUACAAGGAAUGGGUCUGUGACAAGCCAAAUCCUUUUUUACUGUAUAAGCCUUGGAACUUCAGUAUGCAGUGUGUUCUACAAUUUGUAGGCUUAUAUUCCUUUCUAUUAUUUCCUAAUAAAAGAGAAUGCUGCAUGUU